Dendrobium catenatum is the source of this 2338-nucleotide messenger RNA. RefSeq names its product inorganic phosphate transporter 2-1, chloroplastic-like. Gene Ontology annotation, biological process: phosphate ion transmembrane transport. Lineage: Eukaryota; Viridiplantae; Streptophyta; Magnoliopsida; Asparagales; Orchidaceae. The record is from RefSeq and is a predicted model, not a curated record. Gene Ontology annotation, cellular component: membrane. The transcript has 2 exons. Gene Ontology annotation, molecular function: phosphate transmembrane transporter activity. Bases 431 to 853 code for a protein of 140 amino acids.
CCCGGUUCGACAAGCUCUUCUUCUUGACGACGUUGGGUUCUGAAAUUACGCUUCUCCUCCAUUUCGGCUGUUUAUUGUCAAGUUCUUCUUCCGACUGCAACUUGCUCUUGUCUUCCCCUCUCUGCCAUCUUCAGGUUCGCGUCAUUUGAGUCCUUUCGAUUAUAACCAUUCGUCAUAAAUUACUGCUCUUCGUCUAUGUUUAGCUCGUUAAUUACCCUUUGUUUUGGCAUCCUAUCGGUUACACUUUUCGUAUAUCCUAAACUUCUAUCGACUUCUACGCCUUUAAAUUGGCGUAAGAUCUUUCAAUCUCCUGUUAGAUAUAUAUGAAAUAUAGUGCGGGCCUUAUGAAUCUCAUCCCGACCGGGUGGCUUACGCGGCCUGCACUUGCUUAGUGCUGGAAACGCUAAGCUUACCCCUUGUGAUACGGUCGAUGACAUAUGCGACAAGUGCGAAGAUUAGGGCUCUGUCCUACCUGGGUUGGAACAUUGGAGCUAAUGAUGUGGCUAAUGGGAUGGGCACGUCGGAGGACUUCGUGGCGCUUUCACUUUUGCUGGAAGUAGCGAUUGCGUCGGUUCUGGAGUUCUUUGGGGCGCUCUCAAUGGGAACUCAUGUGACAAGUACUAUGCAUAAGAGGGUCCUUGUGGCGUCGGUGUUUCAGGGGAAGAAUUCGUUGUUGUUUGCUGGGCUUCUUUCGUCAAUUGGCUACUUCAGAUACUUUGUUGCAGGUGGUGGUGGUAGUGUGCAGCUUCAAGUGAUUCUCAACAGUUGCUACGAUCAUGGUGACUACGACAAAGGAGGUGGGCAAGAGGUUGAGGCUAUUGAGAGGAAGUUGUUACGGCUUGAGGGUGCAUGAAGACGUGAUUUGUUAUGGGCUUUAGUUUAGGGUUUUUGUUAGUUUUAAUAAAAAAUAUAUAUAUUAAUCGGUUGAGACGUACACCUCACUCUAGUAAGGCGAGACGCGCCUUAAGGCGGAUCUCAACCAAGCUGAGGCAUAAGCCUCAUAAAAAAAGCUUGAGGUGUAAGCCUCGAGGCGUUUUUCAUUGGAAUUGCGCUAAGGCGAGCCUCAUAUUGCUCAAUUUUAAACAAUGGUCAUAGUUUAUCUUCGUGAGUCAUGGUAGCGAUAUCUUCCAAAUCGAUAAACUUCCAAGAUUUGUCAUGGCUUUGAUACCAAUUUAUACAAAAUGAAAUUGCAUUCACACCAAAACAGUUAAUAAAACUAAAACAAAGAUAUUUUAACUUCCUAUUGACUGCUAUCCACAUGUCCACCACUAGCAUGAUUUUAGAUAAGCACAAUCUCAAGUUGGUUAUCCGUAUAUUUGGAUGGUUGAGUUUAUCAACGGCCUCGCCCUUCCUUUACAGUCCAGAACAAGAAGAUGGCACAAUCUGAAGAAUCUAUUAUCACUCUUUCACCCCUUGAAGCUGUAUAAUAGCCACUAAGAGAAAGGCCUACCUUCAACCAUCUCUUCUUAAUCAUGAAGAGAGGAAUCCCAAAUUAAAUCUUCCCUAAUGAUUCAACAUUGUAAAGCCCUAAACAAGAACCUAUCUCAUCUAUAUUGACAACAUCCGAACAACACACUUCCAAUCUUCCUUUCCAUAAUACCUUCCAUUCUUUCAGGUAUCCGAAUGCCGAAGAAUUCAAAGCCAAGUCUAGGGGAUUGAAACUUUCUUCUUCCCCUUCCUUUCCCAACUUCACACCCUAAAUAUCUGAGUAUAACGGAUUCUAAGCCGCUUCCAUGAUCAUAGCUUUGAAACUCUUUGCCAUGUGUAGAAGAGAGACCUUUGGAAUGCACAACACCCACCCCAAAACAAUGUCUUAAAAGAAAAGGCAAGAAAAUCAACAAUGGUGGAGACCAAUAUGUAUGUUUGCGUAAGUAUGGAGCUAAUUAUUGAUAUUGAUAAAUAUUACAUAUUUUCUAUUAUAAAGGCCUAAAACACGCCCAAGACAUGAACAAGCUUACAAAAUAACCCAUGUGGCUUGCUCGCAUAGCAUCCCAUUGGACAUGGGUUGCAAAAUGGGCUCAAAGACCAAAGACCAAUGACAACAAAGAAACGUCAAAAUCUAUUUAUGAAGCAACUGAUCCACUAUGGAGAUAGAGCCUAGGCCAAAGCCCGACCCAUAAACCAACAACUCACAAGCAUAUAAAACCCAACACAUUUACCUACCAUUGAUUCUUCAGCUCCUCCAAACAAUGGAGGUAUAUUUUGAAAUUAUUUCAAAUUUAUCUAGCAUAAUCUCAUCAUGUGCAUUGAUUUGUAUUCUUCGAUUAUGCCCCCACAGUGAUCAUUACACUAUUUUAUUGAGACAUAGGCUUCGUGUGGGACAGCUUUUUUACUGCUU